GUAGGAGUGGAAACGGCCUCUUACUCACACUCCACACCCUCAUCUACCAUCAGGGAGGGUAGGACAGGAAGGCUCCCUUGGCAUCAAAUACAAAAGCAAUGGGGUAAUGGCGAUCCCAGACACAAGGAUUAUUACCAGUGAAUAUUAAAUGAGGAUCCUAGGGUCACUCACAGCUAUAGGGAUGAAAAGAACCGUUCAGCAGCUACAGUGUGGUGAACGACAGCACUUGCCUGUUAUUAUCAAGAAAUCAAAUUCCACCAACAAAGCACAACUCCCAGAAGCCAUCUGGGAUUGCUCUUCACUGUGUUGUGAACGUAUUCAUAAGGACAACUUUUAGCAGGAACUAUCCUAGGAAUCAUUUCUUCAGUAGGAAUUUUUCCUUAAAGAGAGACAGAGAGGAAAAAAACCAAAAGCUCUUGGAAAUUAAAUGGAAGACAGAGGAUAAUCUUAAAUGGUGACAUCCCUUCCCCUAUUUCAUUUACUGCUUAACUGUGAUACAUUCUACAACAUUUACCAUUAACACAAAUAUAACAAGAUAGAAAUUAGAACUACUAGUGCUUAUUUAAGUGCCCAUUGUCCAUGGAUCCUUGCUUUAAAGACUGUUACUAAAACAUUCCUGUAGGCAAACUGUUUCCCUAAAGAUCUCUACUAUAGCACAAGAUGGUACCAUUAGCAUAUCAUGAUCAAGACUUGGUGCAUUUAGACAAUUCUCAGCAACAAACUACAAACAAUUCAGUGCUAAACCAAUUCACCAGUCAACCUGUGGCCAAAGAACAAUCUCAAAAUACAGUCACAGUGCCCCCAUCAAGCUUUAACAAAAAGGCCCAGAGCUUCUCAACUCUGCCUUCUCCAAACUCUAAAGUGAGACAAGGUUCCACUACCAGGGGUAUGAAAUCAUCAUCAUUAUAUUCCAAACACUUUCAAAAAGACCCCUACUCAAAAAGUUCAUUGAACCCCUCUUGGAAAUCCUUGGACUCAUCUUUGUCUCACCACAAACCUCAGACAACAUCUUCAUCUAGCUUUAGCAGUACUUCAUCAUCGGAACCUAGCCAAAUAUCUGUGAGAUCAAGAUUACCCCUUCCAAAGCCUCAGACAUCAUCAGGUAUUGACCUUUGCUGGAAAUCAUCUUCACUGGAGUCUACUCAAAGAGACUCCACAUCAUCAUCAUCUUCCCUUCAAUAUCAAGAAACACCUUCCUUAAAUAUCAUCUGGACUUCACCUUCUUUGGUAUCGAGUCCAAGUGAACCUAACACAACAUUAUGUAGAUCUAUAUCACAGAAGGAAUCCUCAUUGGAUUGCCUUUGGUCAUCUUUAUUAGAAUCCAGUCAAAAAACGUUUAGCUCACCACCAUUCAACCACAAACUUCAAAGAAAUGACUCCCCUUCAACUUUAUCUUCCCUGGAGUCCAGUCAAACAGCUCAGAAUUCAACCUUGCCUGACUGUAGACCUCUGAAAAGUCCUGCAUCAAACUCUAAUAACAAUGUUCUGAGUUUGCCAUUGUCUCAAGUAAAAUCAAGGAAACCACCUGUAUUAUCACAUUCUACUCAUCCAUCUCACAGUUUGCCUGUGUGCCAGCCAAAACCUAAAACAGCGCUCAAAGGUGAUCACAGUACCCGGGUCCUCAGCUCACCUGUUUGUCAAUCCAAGGUCCAGAGUACUACUUCACCCAAGGACAAACACAGAGCCCGUCAACUACCAUCAGUUCAUCCUAAACCAAAUAUCUCAGGCCAAAGAGUUUCAAGUCCCAAGCUGUGCACGAAGAACAAAAAUGCUUCAGUUCCGAGUUCCAGACUCCAGAGUAAAGGAAAUGUUGAACAAAGUUUGAAGACAGAAGCAGAGAAUGAAGUCCCAUGGUCUUUAGAUUAUAGUCAUCCCUGCAUUAUUAAAGGUGGAACUGUCCCUGUCGAUGUCGUCAAUAAAAUUGUCAAUUCUAUCUCCAAGUCUACAAUUCAGAAGGAUCUCUCUAGGCAAAUUCUCUUUCGAAGAAUGAGGGGAAAGCCAAAUCCUCGUCCUGGUCCCCGUCUUUCAUCAACAUACACUGUUUGUUUAGAAUGUGGUUCCUGCAUAAAAUCUCAAUGUAGCCAUCUUACAGGAAAGAAGGAUCCUCGAUGUGCAACACUCUUCGUCAUUCCAACACCUGAGAGCAGGGCUGAUGGGAAAGUAGACGUGAAAAUAGUCCUUAUCCUUUCUCUACCAGAGGCUUCCUCAUCCUGCUAUCAACUACCCAUGAAAGAUGAUCAACCUGAAGAUAAUUCAGAAGCCCUUGAUGGUAAUCUUGAAGAAUUAGAGAAGAUAACACACUUUUUUCCUGCAUCUGAAUCUGAUUUUAUCCAGGGGAUUAAGACAAAUCAAAAGUGGUUGGCUGUAUCCUCUGAGGACAGAGGUAUAAGCCAAGAACCCCAGGCUGUUGACUGGCUGCUCUAUGUUAAAAACAGGAAUACUGUUCAGCCCCAAACCCCAGUUCAAACCCCAUCUUCUUCGUCUUCUUCUUCUUGCUCCUCCUAUUCCUCUUCUUCCUCCUCCUCAUCUACCGGCUUUCCCUCUUCAUCCUCUCCUUGCAAAGACCCCACUCCAGCUCCCCUCCCAAGUUAUGUCCUUUCCAAGGUAAGAAGUCACCACCGGUUACCCCCAGGGGUUUCCUGGCUUGAGUUCAUACGGGGUACAAGUUCUGAAACCCCGAAAAUGAGACAACCCGCGUUACCCAAAACCAAACGUGUGAGGACUCGCAACACGAAAACCAUGAAAAAGGGGAAAAAGGGAACGAACACACUGCUCAGAUAUCUCCAAACAAAGUUCCAAAAUGAGAAAUCCUGAUUAAAUCAACUUUCUGUCUCUUUGAAAGCAA
Molecule: messenger RNA, 2845 nt
Organism: Peromyscus leucopus (white-footed mouse)
Lineage: Eukaryota; Metazoa; Chordata; Mammalia; Rodentia; Cricetidae
Gene: Csnk2a2ip
Product: casein kinase 2 subunit alpha' interacting protein
Exons: 3
Coding region: 661-2814 (717 amino acids)
Source: RefSeq, a predicted model, not a curated record